Messenger RNA from Dalotia coriaria, 1861 nucleotides. It is a transcript of the gene Alg7, whose product is annotated as Alg7 dolichyl-phosphate N-acetylglucosaminephosphotransferase. The coding region runs from base 81 to 1328 and encodes 415 amino acids. Gene Ontology annotation, cellular component: membrane. The record is from RefSeq and is a predicted model, not a curated record. The transcript is spliced from 4 exons. Gene Ontology annotation, molecular function: UDP-N-acetylglucosamine-dolichyl-phosphate N-acetylglucosaminephosphotransferase activity. Gene Ontology annotation, biological process: dolichol-linked oligosaccharide biosynthetic process; protein N-linked glycosylation. Lineage: Eukaryota; Metazoa; Arthropoda; Insecta; Coleoptera; Staphylinidae.
AAAUCUCAUCUUGACACGAAUCAGCUGCGCGUCCAACUCAUGUGCUUGCGUGUUGCAUUCGCCUGAUAAGAAUAUUAAAUAUGGCGCGCGCGUAUGACGGCCUGGACGACGACGAGCUCGACGCCGAGCCAGAAACGCCGUGGAAAAUGUUAUUACCGAUGAUAAUCAACGCGCUCAUGUCGAUAGGCGUCUACCUGACGACGGUGCGUCUCAUCCCGAAACUCCGCGACAAGUUCAUCAAAGCCAACCUGUUCGGCAUCGACAUGAGCAAAACAACACAAGAUAAAGUCCCGGAGGCCAUCGGCGUGGUGUGCGGAUGCAUGUUCCUAAUCACAAUGUUCCUCUUCAUACCGAUACCGUUCAGUGAUACGCUCACCGGUGGCCAGUUUCCACAUCAUGAAUUCGUGGAGCUGAUAGCAGCGUUAUUAUCAAUAUGCUGUAUGCUGCUGUUGGGUUUCGCUGAUGAUGUGUUGGAUCUACGAUGGCGGCAUAAACUCCUGCUGCCUACAGUAGCCUCGCUGCCAUUAUUGAUGGUUUAUUAUGUGAAUUACAACUCGACGACAAUCGUCGUACCGAAGCCGUUUCGGGAAUACCUCGGGAUGACUGUUAACUUGGGGAUUUUGUAUUAUGUGUACAUGGGGAUGCUGGCCGUGUUCUGUACAAACGCAAUAAACAUUCUCGCCGGCGUGAAUGGCCUCGAAGUUGGUCAGAGUAUCGUCAUCGCCGCUUCGAUUCUACUCUUUAACUUCGUCGAAGUUGAUGCGAAGACGUGGACGCACCAAAUGAGCAUUUACUUCAUGAUGCCUUAUAUCGCCACAUCCGCAGCGUUGUUAAAACACAACUGGUAUCCAUCAAAAGUGUUCGUGGGAGACACAUUCUGCUACCUCUCGGGGAUGACAUUCGCGGUGGUUGGCAUCCUCGGCCACUUCAGCAAGACGACGCUGCUCUUCUUCAUACCGCAGGUGUUCAACUUCCUCUACUCGGUGCCGCAGUUGUUCCACCUCGUGCCAUGUCCGCGCCAUCGCCUGCCCAAGUUCAACUCGAAGACUGAUAAGCUGGAGAUGAGCUGCACGCGUUUCAAUGUGCGUGAUGUCGGCUGCGUGGGCCGGAUGAUCCUCUACCUCUUCCGCGCCUUCGGUUUGAUAAAAUGGCACGCGAAGGGCGAUGAGGUGAUCACGAACAAUUUCACGCUGAUCAAUCUCGUGCUCAAACUGAAAGGGCCCACGCACGAGGCGAAGUUAACUAGUAUAUUGAUCGGGAUUCAGAUCGCGUGUACCUGUCUAGCGUUCGCCAUUCGCUAUCCGCUGGCGCAUCAUUUCUAUGAUUGAAUCAACCACCACGAUGUUUGUACAUAUUUGCUCCUCUUUUUACUUUCGUGAACGAAUAAUGAUGCUUCGUUGAUUGUUGAUACUAUUUAAUACUAGCGAAUUGUUGAGUAAUCUUACAAACGUGGAUAAUGUGACAGACAUAUCAUAAAUUUAGGCCGAAUACGAACUAGUCUAGUGAUUAGUUUGCAUUUUGAUAAGAAUUGCCAUGUGCAUGCAGGGUGUACGUCGAUUUAGUUGCCAGUUUUGAGUUGUGCACAAACAAAACAAUACGAAAACAUUGUUUAUGACCAAUAUAUAUUAAUUUAUAUAGAUGCUUCGAAACAGAACACCAAAACAACGCAGAAAUUGAGAGAAUUGAGUUGUCAGUUCCUAUAAAGUACGAAUAUUAGAGAGAUUUUUAGUGUAGCGCUUCUUAUUUGUAGCUUUUUCUUCAAAUUCGACAUUCAAUAUUCUAAAUCUAAAUAUUUACUUAAUAAUACGAAGUAUGUUGUUGGAGAGUACCAAAGAAUACCAUAUAAAUACUUUUGAAGAAA